This is a messenger RNA of Aureobasidium vineae, 1722 nucleotides long. Lineage: Eukaryota; Fungi; Ascomycota; Dothideomycetes; Dothideales; Saccotheciaceae. The record is from the annotation of a GenBank genome assembly.
AUGGCAGAAAGCGAUCGCGUGCGCCUACACAUUACCCCCUUCAACGCGACCCUCUUCCAAAACAUCAUUCCCGCCUCCGUCCAACCAAACGCUACAAACAUCUCCUACCACCAAGUGCAAACCUUUCCCGAACGCGGCUUUGGCUUUGUAGAGUUACCCAGACAAGACGCCGACAAGUUGCGCAANAAGCUCAACGGUGCCACCUUGCGAGGACAAAAGAUGGCCAUCCAGGAAGCAAAGCCCGAGAAGCGCAGACGCCGCGACAAGGACGAUGACGCUCAAGAAGAGGCAGAAAAGCAGCCGCGCAAAAAGGCCAAAAAGGAAAAAUCCAGCAAGAAAAAGGAUAAGGAGAUUACUGGUUUCGAGCUUCCGGACGACAGACAAGUAAAGCGCGGAUGGACAGAGGAGCCCGGAAAAUACAACAAGGAUAAAAGGGACAAAUCCCACAAGUCAAGCAGCAGCGACAAGGCCGACAAGAAAGACAAGACGCCAAAGCGCGAAAAGUCAAAAUACUCGUCCAAGCAGGAAGUCCUCUUCAAGCAAAAACUGCCCGAAGCCGUCAUGAUGGCCCANAAAGGCAGAGGGCAAGGACAAGAAGAACAAGAAAUCCAAACAACCAAAAACAUCACCGUCAUCCACGAGUUUGAGAAGAACAAACCCGUGCCUUCGUUCUUGAAAUCCGAUGUUUCGAGCAAGGCUUCUGCGACUGCUGACUUUGUGCCUGGCAAGGGUUGGGUUGAUGCAGAGGGCAACGUUGUGGAGGAGGUGAAGGUCAAGCCGAAACGUGAGGAUAGGAUCGCAAAGAUGACAGAUACGCCUGUUGAGAUCAGAAUCAAGCCUACUGCCCCUAAGGAACCUGCUAUGCACAAGGACAUCACCGCUGGCGCAAAGGCGCUAGGAUACGACUCGUCGAGUGACGAGAGCUCGGACGUGUCUUCCGAGAGCGAUGAAGAGAUGACUGACGACAGUGAUGAUGAUGACGAAGCAGACGAGGAAGCAGAGGAAGCCAAGGAAGCCGAACAGGAAGAAAUCGCAGAAGAGAUAAAGGAAGGUGCCGAAGAGNNAUUGCUACCCCAGCACCAACAGAGCAACAAGACGAGCCGUCAGCAGACUCCUCUGAUUCCUCAUCAGACGACGACACACCAGCCGAAAAGACUUCGACGCCUCCACCUGCCCAAAAAUCUCCUUCACCAGACACAAUGGACGCAAAACCAAGCNACCCCACCCCGCGAGAUCCACCCUUUGGAAGCCCUCUUCAAGAAGAAGGCCCCUACGGACACCACUCCCCGCCCCGCACCGAUCAACACCUCCUUCUCCUUCGGCAUCUCCGAAGACAUUGACGAAGACAUGGACGACUUUGACGCCUCCACCUACCCAUCCACCCCUUACACCCGCACCCGCGACAUACGCUCUGCAGCACCCACCCCCGACACAGCCGCCAUCGGCCGCAAAUUCUCCUUUUCAUUUGCCAACCAAUUCGCCGACGAAGACGUUGAAGAAGGCUACGAAGACGACGAGCAAGACUGGCAACACAAUGCCAACAUGGAGCCUUUGGGAAUCAAAGAAAAGGGCGAGGGAGAAGCAGAAGAGGAAACAGAGUUUUCAAAGUGGUUUUGGGAGAACAGGGGUGAUAGCAAUAGGGCUUGGAAGAAGAGGAGGAGGGAUGUGAUGAAAGUCAAGCGUCAAAGAGAGAAUAGGAGGGUUAGUAGACGUAUUGUGUAG